CUAUACAAAUAUAUAUUACUUACCAGAGAGAGGUAAAUGUCAAAUUUCAUAUAGCUUAUGUUAAUCUAUAUAUAUUAUUAUAGCAAAAAAAAUCUAUAUAUUUGUAUACCUACAUCUACUAGUUAGUUCAAUAUCACAUAGAAUCAAUUGAACUCCAUUGAGUCAUCAUGGGACGAUCUCAAGAACAGGGACAGGGCCAGGGUCCGGUAUACAACAUCCGGUUAUCGACAGUGGGAGCAACUCGACCGAGUAAGACUGGUGCGACCCGCGAACCAACCGGCUUAGACCUAGCCAUGAAGCUCCACUACCUCAAGGCGGCUUACAUUUACUCGUCCGAGACGGCACGUGACUUGACCGUGAAACACGUGAAAGAGGCUAUGUUCAUGCUGUUCGACCAGAUCGCCUGGACCACCGGAAGGUUCUGGCGGAGAGACUCGGGCCGUCCGUACAUCAAGUGCAACGACAGUGGCACGCGUUUCGUGGAAGGUCAAUGCAAUCUCACGGUGGAAGAGUGGCUCAGUAAACCGGACCGGUCAAUUGAUGAGGUUCUGGUUUACCAUCAGCCCAUUGGACCGGAGUUGUCUUUCUCCCCUUUGAUCUAUGUUCAGAUGACCCGGUUUAAGUGCGGAGGAUUAGCUUUGGGCCUAAACUGGGCACAUAUCAUGGGAGAUUCAUUCUCUUUGCUCUAUGCUUUCAACUUCUGGGCUAAAGCCAUGUCAGGGGAGAAGAUCUACACUCUAGAAACCUCUGACGGAAUCAGAAGGUUUCGUAGCCCAAACCUUACGGUUAAGGCCCCGGUUUCAAUCAAACGGGUCGACCCGGUUGGAGAUCUCUGGAUCACUCCAAACAACAAGAAAAUGGCAAAAUUCUCUUUCAAUCUCUCAGUCGCCGACCAGGUAUCACCACAUUUUCCGGCGUACGGAGACGAUCAAACUCAGGUGUUCGAGAUUCUCGCCGGAAUCAUAUGGAAAUGCAUAGCUAAGGUUAGGGAAGAGCCAGAGCCAUUGAUUGUUACGAUCAUCAGAAAGGAUCCGAACAUGCUGAAACCUAAAGGGAUUCGAAAUAGUCAGGUGAUAAGCUCCGUCCACGUGGAUUUUCCGGUGGGUGAAGCGACGGUGGAGGAGUUGGUAAAGCGUAUCGCGGAAGCGACGGACGAGAGAUGUGGAAUCGACGAGAUCGGGGAGAGUUGUGAUGGGAAUUUGGAUUUUGUUGUUUACGGAGCGAAAUUGACGUUCGUGGAUCUGAGCGAAUUGGGAUUUUAUGAGGCGAGAGUGAUGGGGAAGUCGCCGGAAUCGGUGUACUAUAAUGUUGAAGGGGUAGGGGAGGAGGGGUUGGUGGUUGUUUUUCCGGCGAAGAAUUCGGAGGAGAGGGUUGUGACGAUGACGUUGCCGGAGGAGGAGAUGGAGAGUGUAAAAUUGGAAUUUAAGAACUGUGGUUUGAUCGCGCCGUGAGAAUCAACGGUUAAUAAGUAGUAAAACGUCUAGAGAUGAAAGAUGAAUUGUGUUCUUUUUUUUAUGUGUGUUUUUGGAAAUAUGAUUUAGCUUUGUGUGCUGCUGAAGUAUCAGUUAAAGCUAUUGUAUAAUCCGGAUAUUCGGUGCUAAAUCCAAAAAACAAAAAUCAGUUAAGUGACGAUUGUGAAUUGUAACGUUGUUGUAAAGUUAAAUAAUUCAAUUAACUAAAGUAUUUUGGCUUUA
Messenger RNA from Eutrema salsugineum, 1694 nucleotides. RefSeq names its product protein ECERIFERUM 26. Gene Ontology annotation, molecular function: acyltransferase activity, transferring groups other than amino-acyl groups. Bases 168 to 1451 code for a protein of 427 amino acids. The transcript is spliced from 2 exons. The record is from RefSeq and is a predicted model, not a curated record. NCBI's taxonomy places the organism in Eukaryota, Viridiplantae, Streptophyta, Magnoliopsida, Brassicales, Brassicaceae.